Molecule: messenger RNA, 1440 nt
Organism: Vigna umbellata (rice bean)
Lineage: Eukaryota; Viridiplantae; Streptophyta; Magnoliopsida; Fabales; Fabaceae
Product: 5'-adenylylsulfate reductase-like 5
Source: RefSeq, a predicted model, not a curated record
GAAGAGAGAGAGAGAAAAAGUGAAGAAUGAUAGCCAUAAAUAAAUAUACACAUAAUUUCAAUUAUUAGCUCAAAGCCUUUCCUUCUUUGUCCUCUAUCCUCACACCAAACGCUCGAAAUAUCAACCCCCACUCCACCACCGUCACCGUCACCGUCGCACCCUCACCGCCUUCUCACCCUAUCAACGCCCUCACACACAUCACAACAGAACAAAACAAAUCUCCUUCACAAACACGAGACCCUAAAACCUUCGUUUCUCUUCCUUCUUUUUUUCUUCUGUCUUUCUUUAUUUCUUUCCCGUUUUGCCCUUUCGGUUCUCUUCAAUCUUCUCUCUCCUUUUUCUAUGGCUUCUUCGCUUCUUCUUCUUCUUCUCCUACUCCUUUACGUUUCUGUGAUUCAAUUCGCGUCUGCGUUUUCUUCUUCGUCUUCUUCUUCUUUGUGCCUUCCUCAGCCACCUUCGUUUCUGUAUAAUCUCCAAUCGCAGUGUCCAAUCUCGAUCCCGUCGAAUCCGCCUCUCCAGGUGGAUGGAGAUUUUUUAGACAGAGUUCUGUCUGGCAGCAAGAGUAUAGAGUAUAUUUCUAUACUCUUCUAUGCCUCCUGGUGCCCGUUUUCUCAAAAAAUGCUUCCUCAAUUUGAAACUCUUAGUUCGAUCUUUCCUCAAAUAGAACAUUUGAUUCUCGAGCAAUCAUCAGCUUUGCCAAGCUUGUUUUCUCGAUAUGGAAUCCAUAACUUGCCUGCAAUAUUACUAGUGAACCAGACAUCAGUAUUGAGAUAUUAUGGACCAAACAAUCUCCUUUCCGUGUCAGAAUUUUACGAAAGAAACACGAGGUUAGCGGCAACUAUUAAUAUUGUUGAUCAAGCUAGCAGCAUGACGAGUGAUGAUAAUUCGUCUAUGAAUCUGUUUGGUUUGUCUCUGAAAGAAACAUGGAGCAGGGACCCCUACUUGGUAUUCUCUGUAUUGUUUCUUUGUUUGAGGCUGCUCCUCUUUGUGUUCCCGAAGAUCGUCUCACGUCUCCGAGCAUUCUGGGUUUCUUGCAUUCCUCAUCUGAAUCUGCAAAUAUUUGGUGAGACGAGCCAAGUAAUGGGACGUGUGCUUCAGGUGAUAGAUGUCAGGAGGAUUUGGAACAGGUUAAGACUGUGCAAGAUUAGAAUUUUUCAGGAAAGGGCAAGGAGUGCCCGAGCUUGGGCUUCAUCUCUGGCUUCUGUUUCUCUUGGUGAGUCAUCAUCAGCUAGGUCAUCCACACAAGGCUUGCAGUGAAGCUUGGCAGCUCAUAGUCUUCUUCUCUCUUGCUAAUUUUGUUGUAGUAUACUAAUAGCCAAAUGUUGAUUUAUGUUCUAAGCUGGGUUUUGAGAGGAAGCGAACAGGCAUGUAAAUUUGAGAAGUGUUUCCUUUCGUGUAAAUUAGUUGUUUCUGAAUGAAAUCAUACACGUUACUGUGGAA